This is a messenger RNA of Eriocheir sinensis (Chinese mitten crab), 3283 nucleotides long. RefSeq lists its product as uncharacterized. Bases 44 to 2695 code for a protein of 883 amino acids. Gene Ontology annotation, biological process: monoatomic ion transmembrane transport; nervous system process; signal transduction. NCBI's taxonomy places the organism in Eukaryota, Metazoa, Arthropoda, Malacostraca, Decapoda, Varunidae. The record is from RefSeq and is a predicted model, not a curated record. Gene Ontology annotation, molecular function: neurotransmitter receptor activity; protein binding; transmembrane signaling receptor activity. Gene Ontology annotation, cellular component: membrane; synapse; neuron projection. The transcript has 4 exons.
GGGACGCGAGAAACAGUUAUUGAGGGGAGCGGGCCUAGUGAAGAUGGGUGCUUCUGGGCGUGGCCGCGGUCCAGGCCCUCUCACACUCUUGUUUGGUGUCGCGUCCCUCCUGCAGCACCCCGUUGGUGCAAGCGUUGGUAAUGGCCUGCAUUACCUGAGCUUGCAGAACGAUGGCCAGGAAACCUCAACGUCCUGGGCCACGUGGGGCUGCCCUCCGCCAACAUUUGCUACUGAUGUCUCCUUGGAUAGAAACUGCAGCCAGGAAAUCCUUUUUAGUGAAGAAAAGUCUCGCAACUUCACCGCCUGCUAUUUUCUCAAGAUGACUGCCAUUAAACAUCACAAUUUCGCCUUCAUCUUCGUUUCUUCCAGCAUAAAAUUUAUAGUAGAACAUGCAGGGAACACCACCACAAUCAACGGUGUAGAAGAUUUUGUACGUAUCAGUUUUCCAACCAGCUUCCUACGCUGGACUUCAUACUGUGUGGUAAUGCUAGAGGGAAAAACUGUCACUGUCUAUGAAGAUGCUUCUUUGCUGGAUACUCUGGAGCUGAAACACGAUACAAUAUUACCUUCAGAUGACUAUUUUAUACUAGGUCAGAGCCUAAACCGGGAAUCAAAAAUGUCUCUAGCUGGAGACUUGGCUGAUUUUCAGAUGUGGACAGAAGCACUCACGGCUGACAAGGUGAAGAUGGUAGCUGCAUGCGAACCGCUCAUUGUAGCACCUCAAGUUUUCUUGAACAGGGACCAGUGGAUAGUUAAUGGUACAGCUACAUGGAUCACCAAUAAAGGUUUAAAUAAUGUCUGCCAAUUAAAACCCUAUAGCGGGCAGAACUGGGUAAUUUUGAAGGAAGAUUUAAGGGAAAAUGGUUUGGAAUUGUGCCGUACCCUGGGCGGUCGUUUACCAACACCACGGGACAAAGUUAGUAAUACUUUACUAGAGGUGUUUGUCCUUUCUCAUCACACAGCUACAGAAGGCAUUCACCUUGGCAUUAACAGGUCGAAGACAGGAUGGAUUGACGCUUACAAUGGGCAACCAAUCACUUAUUGGCCAAACAGAUCACUGAUUCAAAGCGAAGAAGCUGACGUAUGUCUGAACCCAAUUCAAGGGACUUGGGUUGAACGUUCAAAUCCAGUUUGUUUAGUUGUGUGUGAAACACCUGUACGGAAGGUCUUCCUCAAGGGUCUGUGUGCUGCUUCAAUGUUUACGAAGGAACUAUGGAUGCACCAUAGUGUUUCCGGCAGGCUGGUGAUGCGCGAAGCUGGAACAUUUAUCCUUCAGCCAAAUGAGCAAGGAGAUGGAUGGAGCCUCACCAGCUCGGCGCACAAAAAAACAUGGGCUGAAGUACAACCGAAGAAAUCUGAAUUGCCAUUUGGACCGCAGAAUUGGAGAGUUUGGGAUGAAGAAUGUGGUUACAGAGGAGAAGAUAUCCCGCUGAUGCUCACAACAUGUUCCAAGAAUAUGUUCACGUGUGGUGACAUUAGCUGUAUCCCUAUAAAUAAGAGAUGUAACAAGAUAGCUGACUGUAGCGAUGACAGUGAUGAACACUGCAGAGAGAAAGUAGAAAUACCCAUAGACUAUGAUAAACUUGUACCUCCAAGGCAUGACCCAUCCUCACCUCUUACAAUAAAUUGUCGUUUAGACAUUAUAAAUUACAAAAGUUUCAGCAUAAAAGAAAUGGCAUGGGUAAUUGACUUCUACUUUAUAAUGGAAUGGAGGGAUUCGCGACUCAAAUAUCUUCACCUUAACAACUACCGAAUAUCACCUCCCAUCGAAGAAGUUGAAAAAUUCUGGACACCGCCCUAUGACAUAACAAGCAGCCUUGGCUUAGCAACUACGACACAUGUGAUGUAUAGAAGUCUAACAACUAGCAGUGACGGUGGCCCUUUUGAACCUGAUGACCUCACCACAUUUCAUGGAGGUUUGAUUCCCGGGAAGUUCGUCACGUUACAGCUUACCCUAAGGCUCUCUGUGACGGCGAACUGUGACCCAGACUUGUACAAGUUUCCAUUCGACACGCAAACUUGUGCACUAUACUUUUCGCUGAAGACUGGCCCACGGUCUCGUUUAAAGGCCGGGAACUUGACCAAGCAGGCUGUAUUCCGGGAACGGCUACUCGAGUAUUACAUUCGAAAUACGACAUUUGGGCUCACGGAUGCAGUAGGGACGAGAAAUAUCAGUAGAUUCGUGCUCGUUACGGAGUUUGGCCACUUAUAUGGUUAUUUUGUCAUUAGUAUAUUUAUGCCAACGCUACUGCUUGUUAUUGUAUCCUACUUUUCAUUUUAUUUUGAUCCUGAUGACUUUACAGACCGCAUCAUGGUAUCCCUUACAUCACUCUUGGUGCUGGCGACCUUCAUUUCCACGGCGUCCUCCAGCAUGGCACGUGUCUCGUACUUCACUCUUCUCGACAUUUGGCUCUCCUUCUGUAUUGUAUUGGUCUUUUCCAUCUGUCUGUCCCACGUAGUACUGUUGGCGCUCGGAAGAAACAGAGGUGGCACUGAUAAUGAAAAACUAAAAGACCAAUGGGCCAGAGUGACUCCUGGGAACAUCAUGGUGGGAAUCAAAAAACAUCCGGACAGGACGUUCUUUAAUUCUCGCCGUCGGCAUAUUGCUGACGUUGCCCUAAAGAUUUGUGUACCUGUCAUUAUUAUUGUCUUCACGGUCACAUUCUUUUGCACUGGCCUUCACGAUGAACACUAGUGAAUGCAACCGACGCAAAAUAAAGAAGUUCUCAUAUAUUGUGUGAUGCAUGAAAUAUUAUAUGUCCAAUACACAACUGUGGGUAACUCAGAAGUCAUUUCCAGGAUAUGAAAACGUAAUUUUCAUGUCCAACAAUUAAAAACAUUUCGCAUUUAAACUCUGUCUAUCUGUGGUCAAGUGUGUGUGUGUGUGUGUGUGUGUGUGUGUGUGUGUGAUCACGACCUGGACUCGCAAUCGCCAGCAAGCACCCUCCCGACAAGAGCAAGCUCAUUAUUGUCGAUCAGUGGGCAUUACCGGGACCUUGCGUGACUUGUGUGGGCGGAGAGGGGGGGGGGGCGACGCAUGUGCGUGCGUGCUGUUGUUAAAGAUUUACCCCUAGUAUCACUAGGGGAACGGGCCCUUGUCCGAAGACGGCCCGUUAAGGGGGUAAAAAUGCUCCCUCCCUGCGCGGGGGAGCACGGAUUUAGCCUAAUAGCGGCCCGUAGCAGGGUGCCGACAUACCGACUCUAUUGGCGAUAGAAAUCUAGCCGACCAAGUCGGUCUGUCGACGAGGAUUGGCGUGUCUCUGAAGUGCGUGCGUUGUAUAUG